This is a messenger RNA of Trichoderma virens Gv29-8, 1530 nucleotides long. RefSeq lists its product as uncharacterized. The transcript is spliced from 3 exons. The record is from RefSeq and is a predicted model, not a curated record. Lineage: Eukaryota; Fungi; Ascomycota; Sordariomycetes; Hypocreales; Hypocreaceae. The coding region runs from base 230 to 1354 and encodes 374 amino acids.
CUCAACUCUGGCGAAACAUCACGAGUGGCCGCUCCUUUAAGCUUCUGCAAGCUUCUGCACGCACUACUCAGGUGGCUUCUGGCAAUUCUUUUAAUAGUGCGGGAGACGCUGCUGCUAUUGGCAAGCCCCUGGCAAGCCCUGGCCGACAUAUCUACCGCCUACACCUUCCGACUUGGUACUUCUCCAGAAGCCAAUUGUCUCUGCCAGCUCCGUGACAAAGCCUCCAAGCAUGAUACAGAACCUGUUCAAGACCGACGACGACGACAACGACGGCAUGCUGCACCAGCCUCUCACCAUCCACAGGCCGCCAAUUCAUCCGCCAGCAUGGCCCUCUUCCAGCAGCUCGCCUGCCCGCUCCUCCUCUGCCAAAACACCCGUCACCAGGCCCAACUCAUCAGUAAUCAAGCUCCAGUUCAUCAACACAGCUCACCCCAGUGAAUCAACCUCAGCCAAGCGCAUCAGCCAGAUCCGGUCACACGUAGCCAAGGACUCCCAUGCCCGCCGCCGCCAGCGUAAGGCGUGCAAGGCGGCCAAGGCCUGCUGUUCGUCAUCUGCGACUGCGGCCGUGGCUGCGGAAUCUCCCGUCCGGACCGAGAGUCCCGACUCCACCCCCGAAAAUGCCGUCGCACUGCCAGUUCGAGCCCGGCACCCUCUGUCUGCGUUUCUUGAUGAAAGUGAGGGGCUGAGAUUCCGGGGGUUUCGGAGAAUUGCGCCAAAGACGGGAGCCCUGGACCAGAGUGUGGAGGUGCCAACGCCAAGGCAGAUGAUUGGCGAUGUGAGGAGGGACGGGUGGAACGGGUCCUUUGCCUGGGAAUUGACAGAUGACGAAUACACAACGUUUAAUUUCUACCUGGAUUGGGUUCUCAAGUAUGGCUAUGAAAUCUGCUUUCCCCGCGACCAGGUCGCUCCCGUCAUGAAGCGGAUGAAGGCAGCCUAUGUUCCCUUUGCCAUCAGAUAUCCCAGCCUGCUGGCCUGUAUUUUCUAUAUAGCCUAUCACAGACGCGCCCUCACCUCGAAAGACCCUCAAGAGGCAGCUAGGUGCAAUCUCAUGAUGGAGCGCUACCGGCUUGUCUGCAUUGAAAUGAUGAAGGCCGCAAUUGAGGCCGAGGAGCGGCCGAGCUACCAGACCAUCACGUUGGCCAUGCAGUUGUGUUCGGAAGCGUACUUUGAGGGAAACACAGACAUAUCGUUUACCCAUGCCUAUGCAGCGAGGACCAUGGUCACAGCAAGAGGAGGCCUUGAGAGCUUUGAUCACGUAGGUAUCUAUGGCCUCAUCUCCUUCUUGCUGGCCACAUCCGUGUAUAGCGGGAAUUACUUCUUCGUUCCCGGCUGUGCGAGGGCACCCGAGGGCUGAAAAAAAAAGGAGGGAUUGUGCAGAAUGUGAGAAUGGAAUCAAUUAUUAUGUACACGUACGGUUUAUGUAAAUGGGUAAGGUUCUGUGUCAUGCAUGGCGUUUCUUUAUAUACAUUCAUAGGUUGCCUCAUACGGUUUCAUGCCGUUUCGUAUGCUCAUUAUAUACGUGUGCAUGAU